AUGGGUUGUGGCGGUUCCAAACCUAACGCGGUAAGCAGAGAUGUGGAGGAGAAGGCUCUGUAUCUUCGUGGUAUCAAAGAAUCAAUCGAUAAGGCAGAGGGAAACAUGCUUGCCACUCUCCAUGCCCUGCAGGCGUUGAUGAGAUCAUAUGAAUCCACUUCAUACUCAUUUGUUGAGCUUGCACACGGUACGGACGGCAAUACAUCAUUGAAGGCGAAGACAUUUGAGUCUGAUAUGCGGACACUAAAAGACAGUGGCAUCAUGCCGAAACUGCAAAAGGACCUCGGCCAGUCCGUCAGUUCCUUGGGAAAAGACAUCAGGGCAAAACAUGACAAAGCGAAUGUGGUGUACAGAGAAAUGACACAAGCCAAUGACGCGUACUGCAAGUUGCGCGAGCGAGUUAACGGCAUAGAGAAGAGUUACGCCAAAAAAAACAAGCCCGUAAGUGAGUGCCCUUCGUACACAAAGAAUUGUAAGGAACGUGACGUCUGCUUAGCCAGGUAUGAAGGACUUAAAAAAGUUUUCCUGACGUUGGUGGAAGAGCUGAGGACUCUCAUCCGUUCCUAUGUGACUGCAGGGCUUACGCGAUACGCCUUCUCUACUGCGGAUUAUGCGCAACAGUUGGUGAAUAGUCUCCAGAAGUACAAAUCCGAGUAA
This is a messenger RNA of Trypanosoma brucei brucei TREU927, 657 nucleotides long. RefSeq lists its product as hypothetical. The transcript has a single exon. The record is from RefSeq and is a predicted model, not a curated record. Lineage: Eukaryota; Euglenozoa; Kinetoplastea; Trypanosomatida; Trypanosomatidae. Bases 1 to 657 code for a protein of 218 amino acids.